CGCGCAUGCGCCAUAUUGACCAGUGGCAGCCGGCUAGCCGGGCGACAGGCCAACUGCCGGUUAUUCAACUUUCAAGGAUGUUUAGGGCCCCCCAGAUCCUGAUUUGGUCUUGUCCCCUCAGGCCAUUGCUGCUAUUGAGAGAGUGCCACCUCUCUGGUUUCUCUAAGCAUGCUGCUGCUGGAUGGCAGGGUGCAAGGGAUGGGAAGAGGAGGAGAUAUGACGGGCUCCCUGGAAGUAAGGAGAGGUCAUCAGAGACUGGACCUUGUGCAACACAGCUGUCUUUAUUUAACUCUAACUGUGACAAUCCGAAGCAGAGAGAGGCUUUGUCUCAAAACUUCCCAUCCAAAGCCACUUUGUCCAGCUAUCAACACCUCCCUCAGGUUCCUGCCUCAGCAAACCCCAAAGCUGUGAGAACUUACCGAGACUGUUUAAUCAACACAACUUGCCUUCAGCCCUGGAGGAGGCCGUGGGACAUUUGCCAACCUUCACACGGUUCCACCUGUAAGACUCGGUGCAACCUUCUCCAAAGCCGUUCGUAUUGCAGACAGCACUCUAUUAGACCUUUCAGCUCGUCGACACGUGCGCCAUGGAUUUUGAACCACUUUCUCAGUAGACGACAACCCUCCAGCCUCUCUUGUCAAAAAAACAGAGCAGUUCAUCAGGCCGCCGCUCACGAGGUUGACGGCUGGAGGGAAUGUCUUUCCCUGCAGAAUGAAAACAGGUGUCGACAGAGCCUGGGGCCUAACUUGAAGCUGUACGAGGCCGGAAAAAAGGGGGCAACUGAGAGCCAGGGAAAGAGCCAGGGGAGAUGGGCGUCAGUCCUGGUCUCUCUGUGCUCUAAUCAGGGGGAGCCGGCGGUUCUUUUCACCCUGCGCUCCAGCACUUUGAAGGGCCGCCACAAGGGAGAUGUCAGCUUUGCAGGAGGAAAAAGUGAUCCGUCAGAUAGCGAUGUGGUGGCCACGGCGUUGAGGGAAGCCAGGGAGGAGCUGGGUGUUUGUGUGGCGACGGAGCAGGUCUGGGGCAUCUUGAAGCCUCUCAGAGACAUGUCGGGCAUGAUGAUUGCUCCUGUACUCGCUAACCUUGGCCCCAUGGAGGAGUUGUCCUUCGAACCAAACCCUGGGGAGGUCGAGGAGAUUUUCACCUUGUCCUUAUCCCACCUGUGCAACCCUCACAACCGCGGCUACACACACUUCCGCUCCGGUGACAAGUACGGAUACACUGUACCGGUGUUUCGUAACGGGAAGCAUCGAGUGUGGGGUCUGACAGCCAUUGCCCUGAACCACACCCUGCAGCUCAUUGUCCCCCAUUAGCAGCUUUUACAGUUUAUGGCACACUCGUCAUGUGACUCUAGGACUUGAUCUAGGCAUAUGUGCAGUCAAGGUUUGUGUAGCAAAAUCAAUCCAGGAAUCAGUGUGAAUGUGAAAUAUUUUUCUUUUAUGAAGGUAAAUUUCUUUCCAGUCAGGAGAAGAUAUAUAUAUUUUUUCCACUUGCGCACUUUCUGAGCCUCGGGUGUAUAAAAAUGUCUACCGAAUGGAUCAUGUGUAUAAAGGUGGUGGCCGGCUGUGAGCAGUUGUUGGACGUCUUAGAUAUGACGUAACAACAUCAAAAAGCAGUGCCAAUACUUUAAUUAUACCUGAAUGAUUCUUACCUGAACAUUUAUCGGUAUUUCUCUGUAUUAUGAGCUACUUUAAUUUAGCAGCAGUUACCAAAAUAAAGAAUAUUAACAAGCUAAAUCAAUGAGUCGCUGAGAGUUUUCCCCCUGAGGCUUGUUUUUAUUACAUUUUUAUUUUGUGCAGAGAUCAUAGUUUCCAGUGUGAUUCAGCUCACGUCCGUUUUUAUCUCACACUGGAUCAAAUCUUGACUGUUUAAAAACACUGAAAGGAUAGAAGAGCAUUGUGUGUGUUGGUGAACAAUGCAAUAAAGGUUGUUUUGAAGGUA
This is a messenger RNA of Anarrhichthys ocellatus (wolf-eel), 1938 nucleotides long. It is a transcript of the gene nudt8, whose product is annotated as nudix hydrolase 8. Gene Ontology annotation, molecular function: coenzyme A diphosphatase activity. The record is from RefSeq and is a predicted model, not a curated record. The transcript has 5 exons. Bases 6 to 1310 code for a protein of 434 amino acids. NCBI's taxonomy places the organism in Eukaryota, Metazoa, Chordata, Actinopteri, Perciformes, Anarhichadidae.